CGUGCUGUUUCCCGCGGAUUUCAGCGUGUUUGGCCGUGCUUUUGCACACUCUCCUGGUUCCAGUGAAGAUGGGAGGUUAUGUCACGUGAUAACCACGUGAUUAGGGCAUAAGAGCAGGCGAGGCGGGCAAGUGGUGGCGAUGGCGCGAACUAGUGUGUCGAUCAAUAUCUAUGAUUUGCUGCCUGAAGGGGCGCUGUCAAGCAUUGCAUGGGCGCUUGGCGUUGGGAUCUACCAUAGUGGAGUAGUGAUUGGGGACAAAGAGUAUGCAUAUGGGGGGCAUCCGGUGGAAAAUGUUUCUGGUAUUUAUACAACGGUACCACGAACACUACCGCCGGGUGGGCGUUUCAGGACGUGUAUUCGAUACGGAUACAUUACAAUGACAGAGAAGGAGAUUGAGGAGGUGGUAUUGGAUGUAGGAAGGGAAUUUCAAGGGCCAUCGUAUAAUCUUUUGACGAGGAAUUGCAAUCAUUUUACAACGCAUCUUUUGUAUCGAUUGACGGCGUUUUCGACGCCUAAAUGGCUUAAUCGUGCAGCAGCAAUAGGCGUUGCGUUUCCGUAUGUGGUUCCGAGUGGCUGGAUUGAGCCGCCUACGGCAGAUACGGUGGGUGCAGUGGGUACAGCGGGUACUGUGGAUACCGUGGAUACAGUGAAUACAGUGGAUAUAGUGGAUAUUGUGGAAAUAGAGGAAAUACUGGACAAUGAUACAAGUCCUGAGCUUUCUGAGCCACAUUCUAGCAGCACAUCAGACCACUCAUAA
Molecule: messenger RNA, 757 nt
Organism: Pneumocystis jirovecii RU7
Lineage: Eukaryota; Fungi; Ascomycota; Pneumocystomycetes; Pneumocystales; Pneumocystaceae
Exons: 3
Coding region: 140-757 (205 amino acids)
Biological process (GO): protein deubiquitination
Molecular function (GO): deubiquitinase activity
Source: RefSeq, a predicted model, not a curated record